Molecule: messenger RNA, 488 nt
Organism: Oncorhynchus masou masou (cherry salmon)
Lineage: Eukaryota; Metazoa; Chordata; Actinopteri; Salmoniformes; Salmonidae
Product: dehydrogenase/reductase SDR family member 7C-B-like
Exons: 5
Biological process (GO): intracellular calcium ion homeostasis
Molecular function (GO): oxidoreductase activity, acting on the CH-OH group of donors, NAD or NADP as acceptor
Source: RefSeq, a predicted model, not a curated record
GCUGGUCAGAGCUACACUCUGAAUGGGCUGGGGCUGGGAACAUUGCCCCAAAUGAGAAGACCUAGCCAGGAAUACUAGCAGACAAUUUUUCCACCAGAGGAAACCGGCCUUUUGGAUACCAAAAUCAUGGACCUGGAAUAUCUGUUGAGUAUGGACCCAGCUGCAAUUCUGCUAGUGCCUGUUGUGGUGGUGGUAACAGCAGUGGUUAUUUUCCUGCACAGUCUGGUGCUCAAGUUCUUGUCCACAGCAACAGUGCGCAACAAGGUGGUCGUGAUAACAGAUGCCUUAACAGGACUGGGAAAGGAAUGUGCAACGUUGUUUCACGAGGGAGGAGCUAGAGUCAUCCUUUGCGGAAAAACUUGGGAAAAACUUGAAGGUUUUGCUGAUAACCUGACUAGCGCUGCAGACCCUAAAUUAACCUUCCCUCCUAAACUUGUGCUGGUGGAUUUCGGUGACAUGAACAGCAUGCCAGAUGUGAUCACAGAGAC